Messenger RNA from Myotis lucifugus (little brown bat), 2200 nucleotides. RefSeq names its product major facilitator superfamily domain containing 2A (gene MFSD2A). The record is from RefSeq and is a predicted model, not a curated record. Bases 136 to 1674 code for a protein of 512 amino acids. Gene Ontology annotation, molecular function: lysophospholipid:sodium symporter activity. The transcript has 14 exons. Gene Ontology annotation, cellular component: membrane. Lineage: Eukaryota; Metazoa; Chordata; Mammalia; Chiroptera; Vespertilionidae. Gene Ontology annotation, biological process: carbohydrate transport.
GGCCUGGGGCUGACUCUCGCGCGGUGACUGUGGCGGCGGCGGCGGCGGUUACUACCCGGGCCCGGGCGGAGCAGAGGCCGGCGGAGCAGAAGAGCAUCCCCGCGUCCCGAUACCAGGCGGCGUGGCCCGCGGGUCAUGGCCAAAGGAGAGGGCGCCGAGAGCGGCUCCGCCACGGGGCUGCUGCCUACAAGCAUCCUCCAAGUUGGUGAACGCCCGGCCCAGGUGAAGGAACCAAAGAAGAAACAACAGUUGUCCAUUUGCAACAAGCUUUGCUAUGCAGUUGGGGGGGCCCCCUACCAGAUGACGGGCUGUGCCCUGGGGUUCUUCCUACAGAUCUACCUGUUGGAUGUGGCUCAGGUGGACCCAUUCUCUGCCUCUAUCAUCCUAUUUGUGGGCCGAGCUUGGGAUGCCUUCACAGACCCCCUGGUGGGCUUCUGCAUAAGCAAAUCUUCCUGGACCUGUCUGGGCCGUCUUAUGCCCUGGAUCAUCUUCUCCACACCCCUGGCCAUCAUUGCCUACUUCCUCAUAUGGUUCGUGCCUGACUUCCCACAGGGCCAGAUCCUAUGGUACCUGCUUUUCUAUUGCCUCUUUGAGACACUAGUCACGUGUUUCCACGUUCCCUACUCAGCUCUCACCAUGUUCAUCAGCACAGAACAGAGUGAGCGGGAUUCGGCCACUGCUUACCGGAUGACUGUGGAGGUACUGGGCACAGUGCUGGGCACAGCGAUCCAAGGGCAAAUCGUAGGCCAAGCAAAUAUGCCUUGUCUUGAGGACCCCAAAGAUUCAGCAGUGGCCACGGAAGAUGCCAGUCAUACACACAGCACCACCUCACUCAGAGAAACGAAAAAUGCAUACCUGCUGGCGGCAGGGGUCAUAGCCUCCAUCUAUGUCAUCUGCGCUGUCAUCCUGGUCCUGGGCGUGAGGGAACAGAGAGAAGCCUAUGAGACUCAGCAGGCUGAGCCAAUACCCUUCUUUCGGGGCCUCCGACUGGUCAUGAGCCAUGGCCCAUAUAUUAAGCUUAUUGCUGGCUUCCUCUUCACCUCCCUGGCUUUCAUGCUGGUGGAGGGGAACUUCGCCUUGUUUUGCACCUACACCUUGGGCUUCCGAAACGAAUUCCAGAAUCUGCUCCUGGCCAUCAUGCUCUCGGCCACAUUCACCAUUCCCUUCUGGCAGUGGUUUCUAACCCAGUUUGGCAAGAAGACGGCUGUAUAUAUUGGGAUCUCAUCAGCAGUACCAUUUCUCAUCCUGGUGGCCCUCAUAGAGAGUAACCUGAUUGUCACGUAUGUGGUAGCUGUGGCAGCUGGCAUCAGUGUAGCAGCUGCCUUCUUACUACCCUGGUCCAUGCUGCCCGAUGUCAUUGACGACUUCCACUUGAAGCACCCCCAUUCCCAUGGAACUGAGCCCAUCUUCUUCUCCUUCUAUGUCUUCUUCACCAAGUUCGCCUCUGGAGUCUCACUGGGCGUCUCUACCCUCAGUCUUGACUUUGCCGGAUACCAGACCCGUGGCUGCUCCCAGCCAGCGCCCGUCAGGUUUACAUUGAAGAUUCUGGUGACAAUGGCUCCCAUAGUCCUCAUCCUACUAGGCCUGCUGCUCUUUGAGCUGUACCCCAUUGAUGAGGAGAAGCGGCGGCAGAACAAGAAGGCCCUCCAGGCUCUGAGCCCUGCACACCAGUAGCUCUCUGCGGGGCCUGGCCACUCCUCGCCCGCUGCCCAGAGGCUCUCUGCGGCCCAGAGGCCCAUCCACGGCCUGGAAAUGCAAAUGACUUCCCUCCCUGUUCUCAGGAACUCCAAUAAAGGGCUUCCUUCCACUUUCUCGGCUGGCUUUCACCCCUGUGCCUCCGCCACCAGCCCCUCCUGUCACACUAUCCUCCACCCCCUCCACCCUUUGGCCGCCCAGACUUGACCUUGCCUGGGAGUUGGGGGCCACUUGACUCUGCUCAGCUCGCCGGUUCCUUCUCUUCUUACACAAGCGUUCCAUGCCCCGGUCUGGCCAGAGGCCCAUCCACAGCUGGGCGCGGGAUGCUUGCCUCAUCACCACAGCGAUGAAGCAAGCAUUCCUCCAGGCCGCUCACGCUGCCCACUCUCAGUGGCUGCCCUCCCGGGACUGGGGGACUCCAGCGAGCUGAGAGGACUGGGUGCCACCAUCUUGUGGCUAUGGGCACCGCCAUAUUUGUGACGGUUAAUUUGCAUAUUACCCUUUU